AUGGUGGAUGCAAGCAAGGUACCGGAUCUCCUUCGCUGCACUGGAAUUAAUCCCACAAACUCAAUCUGUCUGAAGAAUGGGGCAUGCAAAAACCCAGGUGAGUAGAUCUGUCCAGCAACUAUGGAGUACAGCGUGCCUCUAGGACGGAGUAUGUCACAAACUUAAUGACCAGCCGAAGUAAUUGUGGACACAACAUAUACAAAUGCUAUUGAAUAACUAACAAACUCGUUCUUGCAUUUGCGGAUAGCUGCCGUCUAUCAUAACGGACUUUUUUAGGAUCGUUUAGGAAUAUCCGUUUACACUUGACUAACUUAGAAGACGAGAUACUUCCUGACGAAAGAGAGGAAGAUUCAAGGACUUACUUGACUUUCAUUUCUCUUCUUAAGCUGUUAGACGGAAUCACGACAGAAACACGUGCUGCCAGCCUAGCGUUUCAUGGAUAAUUUUCUCCGUCGUUCAGCAGCUAGGUGCUUACUUUAAGGUCUCACUAGUUUAAAUAAUUCCCCUAUAUUUCAAAACGGAAAAGUCAUCCUAAAAACCAUACCGUCACUUAAGUGUAAGUAGUAAAACAGUUUAUGAAGUCACUAAUAAAAAGAUAGUGUGUGCUUCCUAAAGUUUAGCUUAUCCAUCUGAAAAAUUCCAAAAUGCAUAUUUGGAAGCGGUUUUUUUGAAAAAUAUCUACUUCGCUACUGGUUUAAGUACUCUUUUAACAAACACUAUUUCAUGCAUUUUCUUAAAAGGUCUUAGAAAAGAUCCUUAUAGACUGUGUAAGGAAACGCGCGCAGUUACAUAUGAAAUUAGUAAAAUCAGGUCGACAACUUUACCUUUACAGAGGGUGGCAAAUUUGAAAAUAUUGCUAGAGUUUAUACAAAAUAUCUCAAUGGCCAUUACCUUCAAAAAAUUAGAAAUUCACUGGAAUAGGGGAAAUAAGUCUUUAGGACAGUUGCUUCGAUGAUAGAAGGUAACAAUAAAUAGCCCGCUUAUAGACUAAUUAGACCGCCCUUAGAGUUAUUUAAGGAAUUAUACUCUGCGCUCACCGGCGUCUUGUUGAGCGCAAUGACAGGAUCAUACCUUCGGCAUUUUUUCACAAACGGUUUUGAAGGUCUUAACGAUGCGUUGGUUCACAACCCAGUUGAAUGUGAGAUUUCUAUGCUGCCCUCUUAAGACAGAUUUUCCUCAUAUGCAGCAUGGCAUAUGCUAGUGAUGAUGCAAAAAUCAUAGUAAACGAAACAUGUAACAUCAAAGAGGCAUCUUUGUUUGACUUCCUGGCGAUUAUACUUGUUUAACGAGAGCCAUUCAUUCAGAAAAGGGGCUAACUAUAUGUACCUAGCUGGAAAAUGUGUAAAAGUGGGGGGAAAAAUAAUAUCUGUGUGAAAAUAAGGAUAGGACCAUACGAUCACUGUAUGACUUCACUUUACAGGAUUUAUUGUUAUGGAUGACCAUUUAAGCAUAAGGUGGAAAUCUGGCUGUUCAUUAUCACAAUGGGAAGGGAAGUGCGUCUUAGAAUGGUAGUGCAAGCUGAUAAAGAACCCCUGAUAGUGUAUGUGCUUGGAUAUUGAAACGCUUAACCUCUACCCACAAACUUACAAUACACUAUGGCUAUACGAGUGGAAACUCACCGGAAGCUCUGCUAUUAUAUUACAAAACAGUCAGAGGACGUUUUACAAGAGGGACACACCUCACGGUUUUCCGGCAGCAGCGCGUCUUGUUUGUAGUAAAAAGCUACUGUGUCUGCGUCCAAAAGAUUCAACCAAAAAAUUAAAACGCAACAACAUGCACAUUUGUUGAAAACACUUUUUUCCCGCACGCCGGGACAAAAGAUGCGUCAUUGGUUUCAAAGGAUGUGUCGCUCGGAAGAACGUUCCAUACACCUACAUUAAAAAAAACUAACUGGGCACGAUUUUGUGCUCAAAAAUUCCUUUUUACUAACACACAGAAUGGCAACAUAGCCGGACUGAGCGCGAAAAGAACAGUGAUUGCGUCUUAGUCUUUGCCAUGUAGACUACUGAUAAAGAAUUAAAAAACUAUAUUUAACUAUGACAGUUUAUCAUUUAAAAGACGUUUUGCCGGUCAAAAUAUCUCUUUUCAAUCCAGUGUUUGUUUAAAAGUGUCCUGUUUGAAGGCACCAUCGAGAGAGUCUACCACAGUCAGUGUUCACUUCGAAAUCAAGGUAAUAAAAAUCCAAUGUCGUGGACACGUUUUGUGAAUUUUAAUACUUUGCCAUGUUCAGAGGAAGAUGCUUAAAAUGGUCUUUGAAUUUUCUAGUAAACACGUUUUUAAGGGGCUCCUGAGGAAGCUUUGUCGAUAAAGAAAAAGACGAAGCAUAAUUUGAAAACCAUGAAGCAGCUGUCGUUCAAGAUGUUCUGAAUCUUACUAACCACGUUUUCACUUUAAACUGAAACACGAUGCAUAGUUAGGAGAUGGGUUAACGAGCGGAGAAAAAUAAAAGUAGUUGGAAACAACUUUAGCCGGAAGUAUAGCGUCCUAAAAGUUUUACUGAGUUCUUAUAAAGUGGAACAAACCGAAUGAUAGUGAGUUGGAAUGCGCAUAAUAGGAAACAAAAAUAGACAUAAUGUAUUAUGACCUCAUCAGUAUUAACUAUAUUAAAAAGAGUAGUCUAUUGAAAAACGUACGAAAAGAGCAUUCAGGGCUUUAAUUCAGCUGGCUGAAACUUUUUAUAUAUCUAGAUACUGGUCACAUAAUAUACUACAAUAGCUGAUAUUUUAGUUCUUCCGUCAUAAUCAAUGAUAGCCUCGACCUGCAGAUUUUGCUUAUUGCAUGGACGAAGGAUGAAAUUAUCUGACACUAGAGUGCAUAGAUAGGGUUACAACCAGUGUUAUUGCUAAUGGCGCUGAGCGGGAAAUAAUAGCGACGUGUAAGGUCUAGGUGGUCGUUUAAGCUCGCAGAAAGGGUUCAAAAAUCGAGCAGACGGCGGAGGAAGAGACUGAACAGUAUGGGGACAGUAUGUUAGUGUUCUCCUAAAACUAACGACGUGGUAGAUGUACAGACCAACACAGAGACUAAAUCAGAAUCCGGCAGACGUUCUCGAAAAUGUCCUCCCUCCUAUUUCUUUUUGCGGUAUUAAAUCCUUGUCAGUGUACAUAGUGGAGGAAGGGCGUGGUGGCACGCCCAGGCUCGACCUCUCCCGAGUCCAGUCUUCUUAACUUUGCCUUGACAGCGGGUCGAGGUGGGUGAUGAGGAAGGAGUGCGGUGGAUGCUGAGCAAGUCUGCGCAAGUCACCGUCCCUGCUGUCACCUUGUUGUAGAGCGCACGGCGGACAUCGCCGGAAACGACGGUCGAACUGCCUCCAGUCACCCUACGUACACACAGCACGAACCACCAGGAGUGAAUUACUCCUUCAGUUAGCAGGCUUCCAAGCCACGACGUUCAGUCCGUCGUGAUAGAUUCGGAGGCGUCAGAUUUUCUAAAAUGAGGAACGCACGGAAGUGUCGUGGCUCCUCUUUUCCGUGCCCCAGCCAAACGUUCGAGUUCGUCAGCCAGCCGGUGAUCAAAUUGGGCAGGAGUUGACAGGGCUGCUACAGCCCGUCUACGCGAGUUAUGCGCAAACUGGUCGGAGGCGCUAGGUUGCAUCAAAAAGUACGCUUCUCACUGACGUGAGAGGUAAAUUUUCUGUGCGUGCGUCGGAUGCUGUGGGUGUGGGUUCGGUGGCGGUCUAGACAUUUAUGGGCCGACAGAGCGAGGCGUUGAAAUAACUGUUUUUGCCUUCGCAGUUGUGCGUUCUUAAUUCUCCCACUUGAAUUCGGCCGGUUCGGAGUCCUAGAUUAAUUUUAUUUACAGCAGUUCAUCUUGCUAUGAUCCUUGCAAGAGUUUUCAGGAGCUCCAGUCGUUUUUGGAUUCCUCAAAUGCUGCCUCCACGGCUGAUUCUGUCUUUUUCCUCUGCGAACGUAUGCGGCGGUAUGGAAUGCGUCCACUAGUCGCUGUACGACGCACAUAUUCAAUGAAGGUCAGAGAUGGCCAGUCUUUGCGAAGACAGUGAGCUUUCAAGCAGACCUCAAAACCAGAGUUUCCAUGAUUCGGUUUGCCACUUUAACUGCAAAAACUAGAGAACAGCCAAAGUUUAAAGAACGCGAGUUCCUUUCUUGGUCAGGAUAGGGGAGUUAUAUUUAUCAAAUUUGGAAAAGUGUAAUCAGAAUCAGUAUCCUUAAAACCCUCACUUAGAUAUUAGGAAGUCUUCGCGACUGCAAACUUCCGGUGACAAGCACUUGCGAUUCAGGUUGCAAUUUUGUCAUCAUUUUGACGGUUUUUUAGCCUGUACUGGCGACCAAAAGGAUUUUCAAAGCAGUAGGAGGACAAUCAGCGACAUCGACCCUUCGUUUUAUUGUGUUCCGCAAAUGGUGUCAGUUUUUCGCAGGAUCGCUAAUGAGUCUGAUGAUGAAGUCGCACUCUACUGCAUGAUCGGAAACGAGUGCUCGAAUUCCAGAUGUCCGCUUGAGUAAGGACGAAGGAGACUGAUCAAGCAUAUGAACCAUUUGUUAAUUUUUCCAACAUUCGAAAUUGCAAAAGAGAGUUCUUCGGCAAAGAUGACAGCAGCGACAGAACAACUGCCAGAAAUGGAAGUCACCUACCAAUCCACAACCAAUGCCACAGAUAUAGAGAUGGUUCCGCAUGGCUCUGAAUGCGGGCGGUAGGCCUGGUGGAUGACUAAAUUCAUCUCGACGUCAAAAGCCCGAUCUUCAGUGAAAAGGCGUUUGCGGACUUUGUGACCACACUCUUUUGCAUAGAAAUGCAUUCGAGAAUUCUGGGGAGCUUUUAUGGACUCUGUAGUUGAUUUCGACGGCAAAGUGUUUAUCUAGGCAAUUUUCCACUAAAGUGGCAAAAAACAUGAGACUGAAGAGGGGAAGAACGAUUACACUAACUUGUCUCAGCCAUUUCUUCGCGGUCUAAUUCGAGAUCAACCCAGUGUCGGGAACGUGCACCUGUGUACCUUUUGUCGUUGCUUCAUGGGAGUGAACAUUUUUAGAACGUCCCACCUCCUGUUAAUCCUUAAAGGUCCACUUCAUUUAAUUGAGCUGAUGACUCUUUUCAGGAAAAGAAAUGAGUUAAGGCAGCUAGAUGUAGCUUCUUACUAUUUAUCCAGUAGAUGGCCAGCUUGCACGCUGCGGCAGCGAUCUUUGUCCUUAAUGUAAGGUGAAGUAGUUGAGUAAGAAGAGAGUGGGUAUUUUAUCAAUGUUGAUGAGUAACGAAAUUCGUGGGUGAUCAACGCAGGCUCGUUAGUUUCUGCUCUGCAUCAACCUAAAGUAUAGUGACGCCACAAGGUUUCGAGAAAUGCUGCUUUCACCCCACUCAGUCCGAAGAAGUUUGGUCUGGUGUUUGAGACUCCUCUUGAUCGCAAAACUCAGAAAUGACGGUUUCUAACUCCAUGUUUGAAGAAACUGGCUUCGCUGAAAAUGGCUACAUUCUCACUACAUCUGAUGAGUUUUCAGUUGACGAAAACUGUCCUUCUUUCUGAUCGGUCAGUGUCCGAGGCAAUUUUAAGAGCAUACAAUUUCCAGGCUUUCAGAAUGAAAGAAAUCAUUUCUAAGAGAGUUAUUGUCUAGGACGGUGUUUAAAGUGUUUUUGGCUACCGCUGGCCAUAAUUAAAAUGAAGAUAUCGUGAUAUCCAACGCGUAAGGGCAUAUUUUCCCCCAGGUAUUUUUUGGCGGGUAUACAGUGCGCCCUCAAUAUGGUUGUCUAAAUAUCCCAGGCGACUUCCGAGUUCCACUGUGAGUCGUAACUUCGUGAUUUGUGAGACAGCGACUUGAAUCAACCUGGGUAACUAUAAGAUUCCAUAUCGUUUUUUCCGUAGGACCUGAAUAUUUCGGUAAAAAUGACGUUUACGGAUGGACUUCCGUGGGUGGCAAAGUCAGCAUAUGCGUAGGUUGGACUAUAGUGAGGAGAAUUUGCACAAAAGCAGCCUCAAUAUGCUUUAACUAUCUCGUCAAUAAUCUGUUAUGACUACUGAUGACUGGAUCAGUGACUUAUCUUUAAUAUAAACCGAUGCCUUUCCAUGCCACAACACCACUGGCUUCUGAGUACCGACUGAAUCAGGCUACACGCGAGUUUAUGUCGUUGGAAUACACACUCGUCCGGCUCGGUUUGCUGACAAAAGCGGUUACUGGAAUGUUUCCGCUGCCCUGGGCACAGCUUUGUAGGGUGGAAGAUGAAAGUCUAGUCUAGUGUCACCAUUUGCAGCGUCGCUUUACAUGCGGCCGCCAAGCCGGCAAAAUCCUCUUUUCCAUCGUAACACAAUGCUCUCUACGUCUCGGCAAGAGUUUUACGAAGUGGCUUAAAAAACUUAAAUCAAAAUAACCACUUAGUCAGAAUGAAUUUUUACCAUUGGUUUUAGAUUUUCUUAUAAAUGCAAACAUAAUGUAUAGGAAGCAUGCAAAAAAUGCCUUUUUCUGCUCAUUUUGCAAUAACUUUUGCCCUCCUCACAUUCCCCAAAUGGAUAUAGGAUAACUUUGAGUUUAAAAAGUUUCUAAUUAUGAAAUGUUUUUAGCCUGUGAAUCGUCUGUGCAAGCAACAUCCUAUCUGCCCAUUUACUAGUGCAGCCUUUGAAGUAUACAACAUAGUCCAUUUCCAUUCCAAAAUCUUAUGAGCUCUACGUGCGAUCUCCUUAAAAAACUGGAAAGACAGAUGAUUUUCCCUAAAUGGAUUGUGUACAGGUUUUAUAUUUUGAAAACUGAAAUUAGGUGAAACGGCAGGUCGCGUUCAAAAUUUUUCGCCAAUUGAGAGACCUUUUCGUACUGUAGGAUGCCCAUCCUUCGGGCAGAAAAAGUAAGAAAACUUUGGUAAGAUGUGGUUAUGUAGCUCCACCUAAUGGACACAGUACUGUUGGGGUUGGGGUUAGGGGUUAGGAUAAGGGGUUGAAGUUAGGGGUUAAGGUUAGAGGUUACGGUUAGGGGUUAGGGCAAUUAUUUUUCGACCCCUCACAGUACAGCGCGCAUUCCUAAUAGCUUUUCUUUUGCAUACCAUUACUUGACCUCGUCGCCUGCGCGUUUCCCGGUCCCGCCUGUAAAAACCCCUACUAUCACCGAUUCCGUGGUACAGAUGGCUGCGGUUUGUUUACUUCAUGUGGGGCUGCAUAACCCCAUCUGACCAAAAGUUUAGUUAACUACAAUAUGAGUGCAAAAAGACAGUCUUGCGCAUAGAUUAAAUAUAAUGCAUCUGGACUUACAAGCGCACUGAAUGUCAAGGGACAAAACUCAUGGCCCUUAAGUUGUCAAUAUUUAGUGAACAUGUUUUCUGCGGUCAGCAGGAAAUACGUCAAACAAAAAGACACCAUCCUCGUGUGAGUUUAAUAUUUCGAAAUUAUGCCCGCCAGGUUGAAAUAGAACUUGUGCAUUUGGGUACGCUGUUAAGGCUUUACUACGUCUCCAUUGUAGGCGUGUGAACUUUGAGUGAGCCGAUUACGGGAUGCAUGCCUAAGAAAUGACAUGCAAUCGAAAGCCAUGAAACGAUAAUAACUAAAUGACGCUGUAAGCGUUAUGCGUUAUGCACUAAUUAAAUCUAUGAAGACAUUCACACUAAAAAAAGGUUCUUGCACGAUAAAAUUUAUGACAUAAUUUGACAGACGAAUCCUCUUCUUGAAGCGGAUGAAGUGAUCAACGGCAUAUACUCAUUCCGAAGUCUCACAUUAUGGACUGAUGAGUUCGUAUGGGAGGUUUUCGUUAGACUUCUUAGCUCUCUUUGGGGAUUAAGGUUAUCCCAUGAGGUCGCCUCUGCGCUGCCCUGCCAGGGGAAAAUGCCCGGUUAAAAACAAGUAAAUUCAGAGGAUCUGCUAGUGACAUGACAAUUACGGGGAAUACAACUUCGUAAGGAGAAACCCACCGACAAGUGAAGGAGUGGGUGUGGGUUAAAUGGCCUUCAGUUAGCAAGUCGGAGUGGAAUUAUCUCGUUCCGGUUUGUUCGACUCCAACUUAAAACAAACGAGCUUCUCUUAAAAUAGAGGACGCCAUUUAAAGUCCCAUGUACGGGGCGUUUUCCAGUGUCGUCAUAGUUAAACAAUGCUUCGCUCUUGAUUUGCUUAAUGACAUUGCCAAUCUGAAUUCUACAGUAAUGCGCUCAAUUUACGAAUCCGCUAUUGCAACCAGGUCUAACGGUGUUUAUUUUGUGUGUAUUGUAAACUAGGAAACUGACCUUGUAACUUUAAAUGAUUCAGAAACCAUUACCAGUCAAAUAAAAUUACAGCCCACUGAGAACGAUCAGUAAUAUCACGACACCUGAUGAUUGUACUGAAGUCAGGAAACUUAAAGUGAGAAGUGUAUGUUCGCAACAGCUUUCAGGCAUCCACAGUCGUAAAUUUGUCGCUUAUGUGUAACCAACAAUUCCACCUGCUUUUUAAAGGGGAAAUUCAGUACAAGUUUGAGGAGUUCCUUUCGGUCUACCAAGCAAUUCUGCGCGACAGACCGAACGUGACAAAGGCCAUGUUUACAGAGUUAUUCAGGACCUUUGAUCGGGAGUCUCAGGGCCUCAUCGAUGCGGCACAGUUGCGAGCAGUCCUCGUGACCUAUGGUAUGCAUACCUCCUAAAUAACGUUUUUUAUUGUAUUAAUGACAUUCUGCCAUGGGUUAUACUUACAGAUUGAAGACUCGACUAACGGUUAAGACUCCUGUUCAGACUAUACUGCAUGUCCAUUUCUGUGAAUUGAUUCUGAAGAAGAAACUUCUCUCCAGAGCUUAGGCAUGCUAUCCAUAGUCUCCGUAAACCAGUACUGCAGUUCUUUGCAUUUUUCAACUCUGUGCUCGUAGCCGCCGCCGACGCUGCCGCUGCAGGCUUAUUGAAAAAUUCAAACUUUUAAACCCUUUAUCUCUUGGCGUUUCAGGUGAACGCUUGUCCGAAAAAGAAGUGGACGAAAUAUUUGCAGCUACGGGAGUCCAGCAAGAAGCAGACGGAAAUAUUAAGUAUGAAGGUAGGCUUUCAAAAUGUGACUUCAGAAAACACAAAACAAAGAUUACUAGUUUGUAAUUUUGGAUAAACAUCUAACGAUGAAAUGUAGGACAACCAGACACAUUUUGUAAAAAGGCAGAUGAAUGCCUGCAGCGCAGUUCGGCCAAAUGUGAGAAACGUGGUAAUACUGAAAACGACAGCCAGCAAUAUGCAGGAGUGCAUUACAUACGGGACGAGGAAAGAGAAACCCGAGAAGUAGAGAUGUAAUGAAGCGUGGAGCAAAAGAAGUCAGUGCAGUGGUGUUGCCGGCGGUUGUCUACCGCAGAUCUUCGUGAAUGUGCAUGUGGUCUAGAAGGCCCGUGCAAUGCGUGGAUGUAUGAGGGCAAUGCCGGCCGGUAAGUCGAAUGCGUCUGGCGCAUAUUGGUACUCCAGUCACUAGUUCGUUGGCCUCUAUACGAUGGAUUCGCAAGUGACCGACCUGGCUAACGUGUGAGAUCAAUGUUCGGGGACAGUGGGGACAGGAAAAGCCGAUGGUGUCAGGAUCGGUUUCGGUGAUGGCGGCAGCGGUGUAGCUGAUGAUGGCGGGCGUGCUGGGCCGCAGGAUGUGAUUUCAGCUGGAUAUGAUGGAUGGGCAAGAUGUGCUAGGUGUGUCGAGACUGUGGUGAGUUCCGCACUCGUGGAUAAACAUGUGACCUAGAAGACCCAUGUGGUAGGUGAGUGUGCGGGGGCAGUGUGGACAGUGAAGGUGGCUGCGGCGAGUGUUUGGUGGCGCUCCAGGCACGAGUUCGCCAGUCUCUGUGUAAUGGAUUCGCAAGUGACCGACCAGGCCAAUGUGUGAAAUGAAGGCGCGACCGCAACGAGGAAAGGUAUGGACGCAGUCCACGCCGCUGGUGUUGGCGGUGGUAAAGCUGAUGUUUGUCGAUGUGUCAGGAUUGUGGGCAGUCGUGGUGGGUACUGGAGUCGCCACAGCGGAUGCUUUGGCAAUGAAUGACGGCAUCGGGGAUUCAAGAGAGCGGUCAGUGCUGACUAUCAGCGUGGAUGGCGAGGUAAGGGUGGACGGGGGAACAUCAGGUACUGUCGUCCCGGUGCCGCAGUUGAUUCGGACGUGCCCAAUAAUACCGAUUGGUGCGUAAAACGUCCGCUGACAUCGUGGGUGGUUCGGGAACGGUUAUGUGCUGGUAUUGCGUGGUGGGGACAGUUGAAAUUUUCGAAAUUCGCUUUUGGCUUUAGCGACGGUGACGCGGUUGGCUUCGUAGAUUGUUGCGCCUAUCUUCACUGCUGUACUUCAGGUCCGUUGUUUCUCAGUUGGCUGGGCUGAGUUGUAGGCGCUUCUGAGAAGUUUUCAGGGUGUCUUUGUAGCACCGGACUUGACCUUCCUGUCCGCGAGAACUCAUUGCCACAGAUCCGUGAAAAAGUAGUUUGGGUAGCCACUCGUCGUUCAUCUACACAAGGCGGCCGCUCCAGCCCAGUUGCAGAUGUCUCAGCACGACGCAGAUGCUGCGGAUUAGCCUUUGUUCCAGUGCAUCCAUGUCCGGGAUCCUUUCCUGCCAACUCACCUUUAGUAUCCGUCGCAAACAGCGAAAGUUGAAGUGUUUGAAUCUUCGCACAUGCUUCUUGUACACCGUCCAGGUCUCCGUCCCAUACCACAGCGUCAGCAGGAUGACUGGUUUGUACAUUUUCAGCUUGGUGGUGAGGUGGAGACCAUGGCGAUUGCAGGCGACCGAAGGCUUGACUGGCCUUGGAAGUCCGGUGGGCCACUUCAUCGUCGACAAUGCUGUUGCGGUAACGGAUGCUGCCCAGAAACGUGAAGUUGUCCACGGUUGUUGAGGUGCCGUUUGCGUUGAUAUGGGGUGCGACGUAGGCAGCAUAGAGUGGCGGAUGAUGCAUGCCCAUCGUUUUCUCCGUGUUGAUGACCGAGCCAGAGUUCUCACAGGCUGCGGUGAAGAUAUCCAUGCUCCUUUGCAUAUACCCUUCAGAGGUGGCGUCUAGGGCGCAGUCGUCGGCAUAGAGGAAUUAAUGGAGGAUACUUGUGAAUACGCGCAACUGGAAGUGCACCCGCCGCCGACUGACAAAUUGGCAGUCCGUCCGGUGGGCGAGGCGGAUCUCGGGGCAUUCUUCACGGUAGGCGUCCAUUCGCAUGGCAGAGAACAUGAGAUUGAAGAGGGUGGGCUCGAGAACGCAGCCCCGCAACACCACAUUGGUUAAUGUGAAUGCCUCUGAGACAGCUUCAUUGUCUGUGACUAGCGCCAUCAUGCCAUCGUGGUGCUGACGCAUCAUCUGAGUGAGUAGUACCUUGUCGAAGGCUUUCGUCAGAUUCACGAAAGUAGAGAAGGGAUGGACCCACAUCUCCUGCAGUUGGCGGGCGGCUAAGCUCAGAUUAAUGAUUCCACGAUGACGGUGGAAGUCACACUGGCUUUCCAGCAGAAGACCUUAUUCCAGAUGAUUGUUCAGGUGUUUGAGGAGAAUGCGAGCGAAGAUCCUCUCGGCGAUGUUCGGCAGGGAGAUGCCUCAGUGGUUGUAGCAGAAUUGGUGGUCACCUUUCCGCUUCUAGAGGUGGACGACUGUGGCGUCCUUAAAAUUCCGAGGAACUUCUUCUUGACGCCACUUCUCCUGGAAGAGCGCUGUCAGGUGUUCCUUAAGUUGGGGGCCACCGUGCUUGUCGAUUUCAGCAGGGAUCGCAUCCUAUUCGGGCGCUUCCCCGCUGGAGAGCUGCUGAACGGCCUUGAUGGUUUCGUGCAGAGAGGACGGGAGAUCGUAGUCGGCGUUGGUCUCCACUUGGGGCAGGCGGGCGACGGCAGCGUCGAAGGUGGUGGAUGGACGGUUAAGGACGCCUCUGAAGUGCUCGGCGCAUCGCUGUAGAAGAUGAGUCUUCAUGGUGAGUAGGGUACUGCCGUCGGUGCUGAGAAGAGGUGUGGUGAAUUUGACUGUGGAGCAGCAGACAACCUUGAUUCCGACAAAGAAGUUCUACCACUCUUUGGGACCCGCGUAUCUUUGGAUCUCGUCGGGCUUGCAAGCCAUCCGGAUGUCCUGCAUCUCGCGCAGCUGCCUUUGCACAAGGCGGCAACUACAGUGGCAAGAAGCUCUGUUAGCAUCAGUGGGGCGGCUGACGUAUGCAUCGUGCAAGCGGUUGUUCUCGGUGAGCAGGUUGCUGGUGGCGGCGUCGAUGUCAUCGAACCAGUCCUGGUGUUAGCGGCGUGCGCGACUAAGUACAGCCAGGGCCGUCGUAUAGACCGUGUCUUGCAGUUGGCACCAUUUUUUUCUCUACGGAGGCGUACUCGUCAACGGCGGGUGGGAGGCCGUUGAACAGGCAGAGACAAUAAAGCCGUAGUCAGCUUACCUGGAGGUCGCUUGUCUUGAGGUCUUCUGCGUGACUGUAGGCGAAUCCUCAUCUUGGAGAUGACGAGACGAUGGUCGGUCCACUCGUCGGCACCCGGAAUCGCUUUUGUCACCAGCGCGUCCCGGUGGUCUCGCCUGCGGACGGGGACAUAAUCCAGCAGGUGUCAGUAUCGCAACUGACGGUGCAUCCAAGUGGCCUUCUCUCGCGUCGGAGGGCGAAAGAAGGGGUUAAUGAUCAUGAGGCGGUGUUCUGCGCAGGUCCGUAGGAGGAGCAGGCACUUAUCAUUGAAGUCGCCGAGACCAUGGUUACCCAGCACCCCUUUCCAGGCGACAUGGCCUGUGCCGACGCGAGCGUUAAAGCCACUUGUCCGUCUUCAGCACAGUCGCCAGGAAGGCGUGCAGGUCUUCCUAGAAUUCGUUCUUUGCUGCGUCAGCGCUGGUCAUCGAGAAGGGGCAUAGACGCUGAGGAUGUUGACGAAUUUGCCUCUCCGGAGAGGUAGGUGGAGGCUCAUCAGGCGCUUGUUGAUGUCCUGCGGCAGACAAGGCAGUCUUCUUACGAUGUCGUUUCGGAUGGCAAAGGCAAUGCCCGCGCUUCGUUCCUCUGACUUGGGGCGGCCAUCCAGAAGAAGAUGGAGUCAGCACCCACAUCCUCCAUUUGGUCGUGCUAGGCGAAACGCGUCUCGCGGAGUGUAGCAAUGUCCACCUUGUAGCGCGCCAGUUCCCGAUCGACUAGCGCGGUCCUUCGUUCGGCCGAUUACUCCUGGGAUUACCUAAAAGAAAAGGAGCAGUCCUGGCCGCCAUAGUGAGCGGACUCUGGCGCUAUCGCUCUCACCGUAGGACUUUUUGAAGUAAGGAGAGGAGGAGGGGUUGGAGGAAGAGUGUAGUGGCGGGAAACGCAAGCGGUGAGCUGAGAAAUGCAACAGAAUGGUAUUCAUCAAAACGGUAUUUAUUUUACAACAAGAAGAAUCAGGGCAAAGACAACAAAGUAAGAGAAUGGAUUAGACUAUAGAGUAUGGAGACUGAAGGGCAGGGAGUGAGGGCGAAGGGGUAGGAAGAGGCCGAGCCUUCCAGCCACUGCGUCAGUAGUUUGCUAAGUGCUGAAAAUGCAAGGGCGAACAGUCAGGACAAUGAAGCGGUGUUCAACAUACUUAGGAGGUCACUUAUUUUAUGACUUCCGGCGGGUUGUUGGCGGGGCCUCAUCUUGGAGAUGGCGACGCCGUGAUCCGCACGCCCAGCAGCAGUGAGUGGAGGUACGCAAACGAAUAUCCUCCCCUGGUUUAGCCCGCCGGUCGAGGCGGCUGCCGGGGUGUGGCGGCCAGGCAAAGCCUAGAUUUUGGGAGCCAAAUGCGAGAGUUAGAGGCUAGUUAAUGGACGCUAGAUGUAGUCAACACCUGCAAGCAGGUGAGCAUGAACCUACAACUGGACACACCUACACCCCUACGCACACGACAGCUCGAUCCUCGUCAUCGUUUGCUCCACGGCAAGGUGAAGCAGUCAAUGUGACUUGCGCAAGAAUUAGUUUAUAGUGAUAGUAGAUUCGCGCCGAGUCCACUGAACUUUCUUUUCCUCCUCCUCCUCCUCCUCCUCCUCCUCCUCCUCCACCGCCACCCAAGCCCGGUGUCAAGACGGAAUCAAGAAGACUGGGGGCGGGCAAAGGAGCGGUUGGAUAGCACGGUCGAGCCCGCACCUUUUAGCCCCACUUCACACCCCCUGGUUCACAAAACAAGUGACAAAGAUUUUAAGCAACAACAAAAAUGGGAUGGCGGCAGGGAUCUCACUGUGUGCUACAUCUGCCACUGCAUCCCGCAAUGUUGGCGUUUGCUAUGUUGCGCGUUCCGAUAAAGUCUGCUAGAAUCCACUAUGGACCAGCGCAUCUGCCACGUGGCUCGUUUGGGGCCGCGCACACAAACAUGCACACAUACAAACAUAUAUGUAUACACUACCUCAGAUACCUCAGCACGCUACCUCAGCUAUUCCAUAUAUGUAUGCAUAUAAAUAUAAAUAUAUAUUAAAAGGAGAAGGCUCAUCGGAAAAUCGAGGUAUACACGUGAAUACGAAGGCUUACGUUCACGGUUCGCCGGCUUGCGCCCACCCUAAGCCACCAACUGCUAAUCCAUGUUCGGCCAUGUAGAAUAUCAUGGAUUCAGCACCUCCCCCACAGAGUGAACCAUGUGUGAAACCCCCAACACCACCCCUAACGUCCGCCACCUAUCCAAACACGUUCUUCACCCCCACACAUAAACGCCUGUCUUGUCGAUGUAACCUCGAUGUCCCCCUGACUCCCCAGUAGGAUUAUCUCCCUCACACUUUUCAUUUUCGUCUGACGACGGGUUGGUGUAACCGACUUGAAAAUUCACGAGUAUACCUCGAUUUUCCGACGAGCCUUCUCCUUUUAUUAUAUCGCCUCGGAAUGCAUACUACCUCCAUUAUUCAUAAAUAUAUAUAUAUAUAAUGGUAGGGGGCGCUCACCGAUCGUUCAUACAGAACUCACUCGUUCCGUUGUGCCUUAAGGGCUCUCUCUCGAGCUCAACCAGCAGCCGCACAGCGGCGCAUGAGCUCGAGAGAGAGCCCUUAAGGCACAACGGAACGAGUAAGUUCUGUAUGAACGAUCGGUGAGCGCCCCCUACCAUUGUAUAUUCCCGAUCGAAAACCGACAAGGCAACGGGCUCGUGGCCCGGUGGAUAGAGGCGUGGACUUCUAAACCAACAGGUCGCGAGUUCGAGGCUCGGGUGUGUCACACUUCGGGCUUGGGUAUGGCUUAUUAGCCGUCAUCAGCCAGUCAUACCCAACCCCAAGUGUGGAUCACUUGAGAUUCGAACCCGGGAUCUUUGGUCAUGGAGUUUGACGCUCUACCAUUGAGCCACGGGCCCGUUGUCCUGUCGGUUGUGAUCGGGAAUAUUAAUUAUGACAGUGGGCGCUCGCCGAUGACGGCUAAUAAGCCAGAAAUGGCCAUUCCUGUAUCCCUUGUCUUUGUCGGUAUCAUCUCAUCUAUGUCUACUACUAGUCGCUGUGCGACUGCCUGCGAGGGUUUAAGUAUGAGCCCCAAGGCACAACGGAACGAGCAUGUUCCGUAACCUGAUCGGCGAGCGCCCACUGUCAUAAUUAAUAUUCCCGAUCACAGCCGACAGGACAACGGGCCCGUGGCUCAAUGGUAGAGCGUCAAACUCCAUGACCAAAGAUCCCGGGUUCGAAUCUCAAGUGAUCCACACUUGGGGUUGGGUAUGACUGGCUGAUGACGGCUAAUAAGCCAGAAAUUGCCAUUCCGGCCUCCCUUGUCUUUGUCGGUAUCAUCUCAUCUAUAUAUAUAUAUAUAUAUAAUGGUAGAGGGGCGCUCACUGAUCGCUCUUACCUUACAGACUCUCUUUCUAUCGACCCCAACCAGCAACCAUACAGCUGCGCAUGAUAUAAGUAGAAUGCUAUUACCGACAAAGGCAAAGGAGACUGGAAUGGCCAUUUCUGGCUUAUUAGCCGUUGUCAGCCACUCAUACCCAACCCCGAGGCGUGGAGCACCCGGGUUUUGAACUCGCGACCUGUUAGUUAGAAGUCCAAAGCCUGUAACCACUGGACCACAGGCUCGUUGUCCUGUUGGUUUCGAUCGGGAAUAUACAAUGGCAGAGGGCCGCUCACACGUUCUUACGGAACUCAACCGUUCCAUUGUGCCUUACCGGCCCCUCCACUUUCUUAUAAUUUCGAUUCUUUAAUAGCUUAUUCGGGCGUAUACCCGCCGAUAAAUGAGACCGAAGUAAUCGGCAAGAAUUCGAGAUUGUCUCCACAGAAGGCGGCCUUCAACGAAGUUAUCGGCUUAAUUUCACACCGGCUGGUAACUAGAUGGCAAAUCGACAUGACUGUUGCCUGACUCACUCUUUGUCUGUCACACAUUCUGAGGACAGCGCUCAACCCGUUAAUCUAAGUAAGACUGUGAAGUGUCAAAGACAUUGAAGCAUGAAAUCUAGGGAGCUGUGGAAUUUCGCGGAUUACGGUGAGUACUUCAGGACGUCAGAUUUCAUCCCAACUAGAUCUCAGGAGUGAUUUAAUAUUCUCCACCGUCAGAUCAUGGGGAGUAUAAGAAAGGUGGACGUGGUUUGAGAAAUGCAAUGACGUCCUCCAGAAGGCUAAUAGCUUUUUUAAAUCCUUCGGGCAUUGUACUAACAAACUCCGUUUGCUGUCAUAAUCAGCGUCAAAAUCUUUGGAACCCGUAUUAACCACUUUUGCAGUUCGUAUAUCUCGGCACUGUAGUAUGAUGCGAUAGACCGGAGGAAGGAGACAUGUAUGAGCACCCUAAAAAAACCAUAGCUUUGGGUAAAGUUUGUUUCUUAGGUUCUUGCCGUGCUCCGACCCGUUUUAAAUAUCAUACUUACGCUCUCCACUGUCGACAAUUUCAUGAGUCAACUUUUUAACUGAUUUCGAUUUUCAUGGAACAUAGAACGUGCGAUCCUCUUGCAAUCUCUAGGCCCUUUGAUGGUAGCUUGUCCUGUUUAUUACGACGGUGGAGCGUUCCUUGAUUUCAGACGGUUUUUUUUCACCUAGCCUGAGACGUCCUGUAAAUGCGAGUCGUGUUUCAGUCCCUUUGUGCUCGACGCUGGAUGACGUUAGGCUGCAGCCGCAAUGAGAGGACGGCCAGAUAUAGUAACUUAUACAAGUGUGAAGUGUUUAACACAGGCGGGAUGUUUCAGAGCUGGUAGGAAAACGCAAGCAAUGCAGCAGUUUGGUUGAGAAAUCUUAUAUCCAUUUAAACCAGUUUCUAGAGAUGAACAUCUCACCUCCAAAUUUUCUGAUUGUGCGAGAAAUUAAACUGACCAGAUUUUCUUUCGUCUGCGUCCCAAUUUACCUAUCGCCACUCUCAGGGCUAAAAAUUGGAUUCAUACUGGUACACAGUAAGAAAAACCUUGCUACACGUUUUGAUUCCAAUGCUUUUCUUGUUAGAUGAGUCGACUGUUAGAGUAAAACCCUAUGGGUAAAAGGCAAAACAGAAAUUGUGGAAAAUGACAAUUUUCAAACAUUGUGAAAAUCGAGAACGUGUCACCAGUAUUGAUAUCGCUUAGUAUGCCGUACACCCUUUCGACGGUUUAUCAAAUACCUUAAGGUAAUCGAUCAACUUACAUGAAAAUCCCAGAUUUGAGAAGCUAAGCAUAACGACUAUAUUCCUUUUCUUAAGCAUUCGUGUAAUACAGUGAAAGAUAAUACUUUCCUUUAGCAAUUCAAAAUGUGUAGACAUAUUGCUAAAACGUACGAAUUUCUCAAUUUCGUAUACUCAACAAGGGAGGGUCAUUUCAGCAUUAUUUCCAUGAUAUUUGUAUUACUCUGUUUACAUUGCCGCUUUCAAACCGCAUAGAUUGAAGGCAGUCCUUAAAAAAUCAGCUCACCUGUUGUCUAAAAAUCUUUGGAGAUUUACCAGGGCUUGUACGCUUUCCUUGCGUUUGUUCAACCUACUGGCUAGGCAACGGUCGAACUUCGUGGGGAAUCUCACAUUUCAAAGAAGGGGACUUUAUAUAAGAUCUUCCAACUUAUUCAACCGUAAUUUGAGUUUCCAACUCAAGUGUGAUGCUUCAUUUCCAUCUUAUGUAGAUUUUAUUCAAAAAGUUCUCGAUGGCCCUACGAGUUAG
Spirometra erinaceieuropaei is the source of this 17828-nucleotide messenger RNA. The record is from the annotation of a GenBank genome assembly. Lineage: Eukaryota; Metazoa; Platyhelminthes; Cestoda; Diphyllobothriidea; Diphyllobothriidae.